Molecule: messenger RNA, 3015 nt
Organism: Aspergillus puulaauensis
Lineage: Eukaryota; Fungi; Ascomycota; Eurotiomycetes; Eurotiales; Aspergillaceae
Product: argonaute/piwi family protein
Exons: 4
Coding region: 1-3015 (1004 amino acids)
Molecular function (GO): protein binding; RNA binding
Source: RefSeq, a predicted model, not a curated record
AUGGCUUCCGCCCGUCGGGCGACCGGACUGCGAGAGGUGGUCGAGGAGGGAGAAGUUAUGGAUUCAGUCCUUAUGGAGGGAAGCGAGAUCAACGACGGCAAGGCCAGCGCCAUAAUAAAGAGAUAUUCCAGUAAAGCUCCAGUAUUAAACAGCGUUGUUGAAGAGACCGAAAACGCAAUUCAUAACGUCGUGAAUGCCAAUGAUACUGCCUCAGAGUUAGCACGACGGCCGGGCUUUGGCACUCGAGGAGCUCGAGUUGCCUUAUAUGCGAAUUACUUUGAAUUGUCCACGCCAGCUGGCUGUGAGGUCUUCCGGUACAAUGUCGAGAUCACCCAGCCCGGGGUCCCCAAGCAGAAGCAAAGGCAGAUAUUCAAUUUACUACUGGAGCAGCACCUGGCCGAGAAGCGGCAUUGUAUUGCCGCCGACUUCAGGUCAGCCAUCAUCAGCUCGGUCGAUCUGCUUGAUGCGAAGCCAGACCCGGAGGAGCUGUACGAUGUCCGCUACAAGGGCGAGGCCCACACUGAAUACUCAGAGAAUGCGCCGAUAUUCCAAGUCAAGAUUAUAUUCGCCAGCAAGGUCAGCGUGUCCUCGUUAGUCGACUACCUCUCCUCGACCAGUAUGUCCGCGCUGUUCCGCGAGAAGUCUGAGGUCCUACAGGCUCUUGGCUUGAUUGUUGGACAUGAAGCACAAGCCAGUCCACGACUUGCCUCUACACCAGGAAAUAUACAUUUCCCCAUCUGUGACAAGUCGGCAGAGCGGUUCAAUCUAGGCGCUGGUCUUGAAGCUCUAAGGGGCUUUUCAAUCAAUGUCCGCGCUGCCACAGCUCGCCUCCUCGUCAACUGCCAAGUGGACUAUACAGUAUUCUUCCAGAAGGCUAAACUCGCAAAGGUCAUUACGGCAUACAGACAGGAUGGUUCACCGAGUAUAUCCCGGCUUGAGUCCUUUUUGAAGAGACUCCAGGUCCAAGUCACGCACACCAACCAGCAAGUCCGGUUUAAAGUCAUCGUAGGCCUCGCAGCCCCGUUGGAUGGGCAGGAUCUGCCUCAUCCGCCCAUUGUUGCAUGUCACGGUGCUGGGCCUAGGGAUGUAAAAUUCUGGCGUUGCGAUCCUGAUCCAGAAUUAAGCAAGAAGGAUGGAUCAGAAAGCAUGGAUAUCGACAGCCCACGCCCUGAAGAGAAGGGGAAAUACAUCACCGUCGCAGAGUUUUUCCUUGAAAAAUAUGGUAUACACCUUGAUCCUGAUAUGCCGGUGGUCAAAAUUCUGUCGCGCAACAAGCAACCUGCGUACCUCCCUGCGGACAUCUGUAUCGUUCGAGAUGCCCAGCCUGCGCGUUCUCGCAUUACAGAAGCCCAGAAGAUGAAGAUGAACACUUUCGCAAUCCGUAGGCCAGCGGCCAAUGCGCGGUCUAUUACUUCCAAAGGCGCUGAACUGCUUGGGAUCAGCCCAGGAAAUAAUGCAAAUACUACUUUGCGAAACUUCGGAUUCAACAUCAGUCCUGACCUCAUAACUGUACCCGGUCGAGUUUUGCCAUCUCCAUCCGUCCUCUACGCGAACAAAAGCAAGCCAGAUAUCCAGUCCGGAGGGUGGAAACAACGAAGCGCCAAAUUCUGCAAACCCUGUCGACUAUCAUCAUGGGACUUUCUCUAUAUUUCCAGCGCCAAAGACAGGGACUAUUUCCCCUCGCCAGCCGAUCUGAGACCCUGCAUUUCUGGACUCCGCUCCAAGUUGAGCGACUACGGUGUCGCCACGCAGCCCAUGACCAACGGACAUCGGGUUGAUAUAACACCAGCCCUCUCCCCCUCGAAUGGAAGGUACAGCGUUGGCAGACUCGACCAAAUCAUACACACUGCUAUCAAGCACCUGGCAAGGACACGCAAACCAGAACUGGUCCUUGUGAUUCUCCCCUCCACAAACACCGACAUCUACAACUGCGUAAAGCGCAUUUGCGAUGUCCAGAUGGGCAUCACCAACAUCUGCACGCUAGCACCAAAGUUCUCCAAGAAGGACGAGGCAUACCUGUCCAACCUGUGCCUGAAAUUCAACUUGAAAAUGGGCGGGGUGAACCAUGUCCUGGUCACGGACAAAUCAGGAUUGAUGUCCGAGGGGAAGACAAUAGUUGUCGGUGUUGACUCGACUCAUCCACUCACACGCGCCUCAGCAGCAGGACCAGACAUGCAGCCUGUUGUUGUAGGCAUGGUUGCAUCUGUGGAUAAGCACAUGGCACAAUGGCCCGGUGAAGUGCGCAUUGAGAAGUCCCAGCCCCGACGCACGACCGCUGUUCCUAUUGACGCCAUGCUGGAAUCUCGCCUACGGCUCUGGGCGUCGCUGAACAGGAACCAGCUCCCCGAGAAUAUAAUCGUCUACCGCGGCGGGAUAUCAGACGGUGAAUACGCGCGCGUCUUGGACGACGAAUUGCCACUCCUCAAGUCCGCCUGUGCAAAGGUCUACCCGGAAAGCGAGAAGAAGAAAGGACUCCCUCGAUUGUCCGUGAUAAUCGCCAGCAAGCGACACCGCACUCGCUUCUAUCCCAGCCAGGAGGCCGACGCCGACAGAUUAUCGAAUCCGCGAAACGGCACCGUCGUCGACCGAGGGGUCACCCAGGCCAGGGAGUGGGAGUUCUAUCUCCAGGCUCACACUCCGUUACAUGGAACAGCGCGUCCAGCACAUUACUAUGUUGUUUGGGACGAGGUAUUUCGCUUCGUCCAAAAGUCUAACCAGCCCUUCGCCGACGCGGCGGAUGUCCUCGAGGGCUUUACGCAUGAUCUGUGCUAUCUGUUCGGAAGGACGAAUAAGGCUGUCAGUCUCUGUGCUCCUGCGUACUACGCGGAUUUGCUUUGUGCGCGCGCACGCUGCUAUCUGACGGAUACUUCGAAUGAUCAUCAGGGGACUGGCAGUAGGCCGUCUGAAUACAUUGUUCAAAAGAGGAAGAUUGACAGUAGGGACAUAGGCCGCGCAAUGGAUUUUACGGAUAUCCGGGUUCAUUCAGAUCUACGGAAAACCAUGUUUUAUAUUUAA